UGAAUUAAAUAUUAACUACAAGAGGGAUGAGAGAUAUGAAAAUGAGUCUUAUAUAUCCGGAAAACAUAUUGGAUUGCAAAAACGAAUUUCGGACAAUUAUCCACCAGCUUUGUUUAUGUCAUGCAAUGUGCAUACAUUAGAUUUGGCAAUGCAGCUAAAGUUUCGUUAUAAAUUGUGGAUUUUUUUAGAACUGUAUCAGCGAUGUAUAAUUUCUUCAGUGGUUAACCAUUUUGAUGGCAAGUUUUAAUGAAAAAUGUAAAAUCUUUACCAUUAAAACAGAUUAGUGAAACUUGGUGAGAAUUAAUUCAAUUAGACCACUGCAACAUGAAUUAGGUGAAAUUUACGAUAGCCUUAUAGAAAUAGCUAAAGAAUGUUCAAUGCCAACAGCUCAACAUGAGGUUGAAUGUUUAGCAAUAAAAUUUAAAACUUAUAAAAUUAUUUGUUCAAUAAUAAGGAGCGAAAAUGUAGAUGUAAUUAGUAAAACGAUGCAAAAAGUUUCUUGGAAUAUCAGUUCAUGUGCUGAAUCGAUUAUGGAAGUUUUGAAGUUUUUCAAAAGCAUUAGAAAUGAUAAAUGUUUUGAAAAUUAUUUGAAUAUUUCUAAUGAAAUUUAUAAAGCAGUUCAAACAGAACCAGAUUUCUCUGCUGAAAUUAGUGAUAGUUGCUGUCGUCAGCGAAAUUAAUUUAGCUAUAAAGGAGAAGAAGAUAUUUAAUUUACUCUGAAAGAAAGUUUUUAAAUUACCACCCAUCUUGAAACUUAGUCAAAUUUCAAACAAUAUUUUGGAUUUCUCUACAAAUUUAUUGAUAUGGAUGAUGAAAAAAUACAUAAAAGUUGUUUUGAUCCUCAUAAUAAAUUUAAAGAUGGUGAAUCCUGUGAAAUCAAUGAUGAGGAAUUGUAUAUAGAAAGAGUUUUAUUGAAAAUAAUCGCAAAAGUAAAAAAGCAACCCGAAGAACUCCUAAAUUUUUUAUAUAAAUAGAACUUGGAGGCGUCUUUUUUAAAUUUCAUCACGAGUUUAAAAUGUUUUCCAACAGUUUCAGUUUCUGUUGCUUCAGAAGAGCGAAAUUUCUCCUAACUGAAAAUAAUUAAAAAUUACCAGAAGACAUCCAUGACACAAGAAGGUCUCGGUAAUGUUCAAUUAUUGCAAUAGAAAGUGAUAUUGCUGAUUUGUUAAAUGUUCAAGAAGCAAUUGAACAAUUUGCUUCCAUAAAAUUGCGUGGGGUUGCACCAAGAGAUAAUUGCACAAGAUUCCCACCUUUGUUUGAUGGCUUCAGGUAAAAACUGUUUGGAACAGAGUUCAGAAAUAGUAACAAACACAAAACAAGAACAUAUAUUCUUAUCCUGCAAAGUUGACACAGAUUAUAUUAAAGUCUCUCAAAUAAGAUGGACAAGAAAUAACAAGGAAAUUAACUUGGGUCCACCCUACACAAUUACAUGGGAGAAAGGAAAAGUGUUAAUGAUUCGUCCAGUGAUUAUUGGCAUCACUGAUGGGUAUUACGAAUGCAUUGCAAGUUUAGGAACAGUUGAAAUAAAAAAAAGUGUCAAAAUUAUUGUAAAAAAUGAGUUACCAAGUGGUUUUCCGAUUAUUAAAGCACACCCUGUAGAUAUACGCCAACCUGAAAGAAAAAUUAUUGAUUUUAAAUGUGAGGUUUCUGGUAAACAACCACUGCAAGUAGUAUGGUUUCACAACAGGAUCCCAAUUACCUGUAAUAAUAACCAUCAUGUAUGUACAUACAGUGUAUCGGAUCAUAGUGAUUUUACAUCCAACUUGAGCCUUCGCAAUGUAUCAAACUCUCACACUGGAUUUUACCAAUGCGCUGCUUUUAACGAGUAUGGACAAGCAGUAUCCUAUCAAGCUAUGUUUACUGUGGCUCCCAAAAGAAUUAGGAAAACAACACUCAAUCGUAAAAUAGAGCCUGUACCUUGUCCAGGCUUUAAUGAUGGUUCAGUAGCUCCUGAUCUUAACAAGACAUAUAGCACUUUUAGAAUUUGCUGUGAAGGUCAUGAAACUCUUUAUCCAAAUUUGCAAUGGUCCAAUCCUUCUUUUGGAAAUAACAAGGUGGAGGGUUUGACGAUUGAAAUAUUUCCUAUACAUGGUAAUCGUGGAUGCUUCUUAUUAGAUAAUACUACCACAGAAUUUAAGUUUACACCUGAUAUAGGGUAUCAGAGUGGUUAUUCAUAUCAAGUAUUUAUAUAUACACGCCCUGUUUCAAAUAGAACUAAACGUAUUCCUACAAAGUUCAAUGAUUGCGCAGCUAAUAUUUUGAAUGAUUGCCAAGUUACAUCAGCCCCCAUAUUUUCAAUUACCAAACCCAGUGGUUUUCCAGCUUAUAAAGAUAAGUUUUACAUAGCCAUUUUUGUAGCUUUAAGUGUAAUUUUCGCUCUUGCUGGUGUGUGGUGUUAUAUAAGGAUCAAAGGCAAAUUUAAUUUUUAUAAACAGAGUAAAGCACUAGUUCCUCUAUGUGAAAAAAAAGAGAAACUUGUCUACAUUUCUCACUGUGCAACAUCAAAUAAAGAUAUUGAAAAAGUAUUGCGUUUAGCAGAGCAACUUCAUUCAAUUUCAAAUGUUCAGGUUUGUAUUGAUCUAUGUAAUCAAAAUGAAAUUAUUGAUUGUGGAGGUCUGUCACUAUGGAUACCAGAACAUCUAGGUAUUGCUGAUAAAAUCAUCAUGGUUUUUUCGCCUUCUUACUUAGAGGCGAUAACAUCUCGGAUAGCUACAGAGGAAAUAAUUUGUAAAGUUAACAUGGAAGCAGAUUUAAUAAGAAAACUUUUAUAUAACAGUUGUCAGCGUUCCUCUCAACUUGCCGUUGUACUCGAUGGUGUAAAAAAAGAAGAUACCCCUGCUGAAUUUAACGGGCGUGCUCAGUUCAGUUUUCCAAAUAGAUAUGAUGAUCUUGACCAAAAUUGGAUUGCGUUGCUCGGUUACUUGCUAGAUAUGAAUCCUUUAGAGUUCACUCCAAAACUAAAGUAGAAAAUAUUUAUAUAAGAUUUUGUAAUUUAAAAUAUAACUUUAUUUAAUGUUACUUUUUGUAUUUAAAAGAAAAUUUAAAUAUUAUA
Messenger RNA from Hydra vulgaris (swiftwater hydra), 3052 nucleotides. RefSeq lists its product as uncharacterized. Gene Ontology annotation, biological process: synapse organization; homophilic cell-cell adhesion. Lineage: Eukaryota; Metazoa; Cnidaria; Hydrozoa; Anthoathecata; Hydridae. Gene Ontology annotation, cellular component: neuronal cell body; plasma membrane; axon. Gene Ontology annotation, molecular function: axon guidance receptor activity. The record is from RefSeq and is a predicted model, not a curated record.